UGCUUAGGGAAUUUUAAACAAAGUGUGUUUUAUAUAAGAGUCUGCAGUGAUUUUUAAACACCAUAAUUAAAACAACAUGUCUUCAUUUUUAACGAAACUUCGUGUAUCAAUCACUCUUUGGAUCUUUUGGGUUUUGCUCUCUAUCAGGAACCUUCACAUUGCAAGAGCUGUUUUCCGCGCCGCUACCAAGCCUACAUCCUCGCAAAAGCUAUGGAUGGUAGCAGAUCCACAGGAAAAAACUUGCAUGUGGGUCUUGGAAGGAGCUGCCUCGCUCAAGCAGGAAGAGCUCUAUGAUCGUAUCAAAAUGGCCGAUGUAGUGCUGGUUUGGGUUCAUGGUGGCGCCAUGGUUUUUGGUUCCGCCGAUCAGAACAUGACACCUUUUAUUAACUGGAUCAAGCUAUUCAAAGAGAAGAAGAGUCUUAAUAUUGUCAUCUGUGGCGUGGAAUACCGCUUGGCACCCGAAAAUCCUGUACCUGCACAAUAUGAGGAUGUAGCGACCGCCUAUACUCAUAUUGUUAAAGACUUGGGUAUUUCAACGACAAAGAUUAUUUUAGGUGGUGACAGUGCGGGUAGCUUGUUGGGCCCUGAAGCUAUUAUAUACUCUAGAGCAUUCAACCAUCUAUUACCAAAUAAUGGAUACCAACUACCAAUACCUGCUGGAUACGUCCUUUCAUCACCAGUUGCCGGAGUCAUGGAUCCCUGCCCCUCCGUGGAAGAAAACAAACACAAAGAUUACAACCCAACAUCUCUGAACUACCUUGCUUCAUAUGUUGCUAAUGCACCAAGCGACUUUCAACCAAAACCAUGGGUAUUGCUCAAUGAUGAUUACAAUCUCAGUGUCAAUGCUGCAAAGCGUGCUCUGGUCUUCGUUGGUGGUCAUGAAACUUCCCGUGAUGAGAAUAUUCUUAUUGCCAAGAGAUUCAGUGACGGUGGUGUCGAUACCACUGUAAUUACGGAACAAUACCCACAUAACUGGUUCUUACUCGGUCCUUCUGUUGUUGACGAACCCAGUGUGAACGAAAAGGCUGACGAAACGUUUGCAAAUUGGGUGAUCGAAAGUAUUACCAGAGACUAAGCUACCAUAUUCCUGAUUUCCUUGCUGUAUUUUACAUUAUUUGUUACUCCAUGCACUACAUUAUUUCCACUCGAACACACUCGCAAUGAGGUGAUGUUCACAUUUUUAUUUUCAAUAAAUCCAAUGUUAAUACCCUCAUCA
Molecule: messenger RNA, 1216 nt
Organism: Umbelopsis ramanniana AG
Lineage: Eukaryota; Fungi; Mucoromycota; Umbelopsidomycetes; Umbelopsidales; Umbelopsidaceae
Exons: 4
Coding region: 77-1075 (332 amino acids)
Molecular function (GO): hydrolase activity
Source: RefSeq, a predicted model, not a curated record